AUGGCAACCGACCGUGAUCCCGGUGUGGCGCCACUCGGGUUCGACCCGCGCAACUUGGAGAUCAAAACGAAAAGCAUUGAACACACGCUGGUACCCCUUGUCUCACAGAUCACCACACUCGUCAAUUUCAAAGAAUCGAUUCUAUCGGGCGGAAAACCGAAAUCCGAUCGAGCCAUUCGAGCAGCAUUAAAAGUGGGAAGCGCCGUGGAAGCGGCCAUUGAACGUUUUGUGGCUGUCGGGGAGACGAUCGCCGACGAGAAUCCAGACAUUCAACCGGAGAUGUACGAUGCUUGUCAUGAGGCGAGAAUGGCAGGUGCCUCGAUUGCGAAUCUUUCGUGCGUGAACACGGACCCACUCGGUGAGGCGGCAGUGCUAGACAAGGCAGUCUUGGUGCGGGCGUCUCGUCAACUUCUCUCCUCGGUGACUCGGGUGUUGUUGUUGGCCGAUCGGGUACUCGUCAAACACAUUUUGCGAGCAGAAGACAAGGUUGCUUACUCAUUAUCUCGACUCGAAUCGACACGGAAUUUCACGGAAUUCGUUCGAAUAUUUGCUGAGUUUGGUGGCGAAAUGGUCGACUUGGCGCAUCGAUCCGGUGAUCGACAACACGAUUUGAAGAGUGAAAAGAGGAGAGCUCAAAUGGCUGUCGGUCGGCAAUCGUUGGAGCGAAACACGAUGCUUUUGUUGACCUCGUCGAAGACUUUGCUGAGACAUCCGGAAAGCGAUAGCGCACUACAAUGCAGAGACGGGGUGUUCAUUCAGAUGCGGCUGGCGCUUCAAUUGUUAGCGAUUUGCAUCUGCGAUGGAGUGAUCCCGUUGGACGCGAAUCGUUAUGUCUCGGCGCCUCUCGAAGAACCGCUCGACAUUGGAAUCCAAUUGACAGCCAACGCAGCCAUUAAACAAUUGACGGAAAUGCUGGAAAUGGUGAGAAUGACGUGUCGAGUGGGCGCUGGGGUGAGGGAGCGGCUGGUGGCUGCGUUGGAUGCGCUCUGUGAGAUGACACAGGAUUUUACCGAUUCCGCCUACACACCGCAUCACCAUCGGGAACAGAUUCUCGACUUCUUGGAGGAGUGUCGAUUCGAGAUGACGAACCUCAUCCAACCCGAGAUUGGAACCGAUCGAGAGGAUGUAAUGGGUGAUCCGCUUCGAAACGAGGGUUUAGAGGUGACGGUGGAGAGGCUGAGUCGACGUUUAAGAGAUCUCGCGAAACAGCUACAAAUUGUUGCAAUGGAUCAGGUUUCCGAGGUUUUUCGCGCAAACGAGGACCAAGUGCUUUUGUCGUCGAUCAAGGCUUGUGCCGUCUCUGGAGACAUUGAUGGAGUUGAGAAAUUUAUGGACAAAUUUCGGGAACACUCUGAGCAUAUGCAAGAGGUUUGCCGUCUUUUACAUCACAUCUCACUCACUGACGCUUUGCACGUGAAUACGGGACACUGCGAGAGAAAUAUGCGAUCAUUGGCUCCUUUGUGUCUACUAGCCGGUCGAACGUUGUGUCUUCAUCCGUCGAGUCGAAUUGCGAGGGAAAAUUUGGAGGUCUUUUGCGACACGUGGGGCCAAUCUGUGAACGAUUUGUCGCGUCUAGCGAAAGAUGCGGAUGCAGCUGCAAGUGGUCGAGUGGCUGCAGAGCGACAGGCUUACAUGUCAUUGCCUCGUCCUGGGAAACACGGGACCACCACGAAACCCUCAAAGCCGAUCACUUUGGAUGUCGAGGAUCAACAAAAGAUGGCCAAAGUUGGAUUGGAGAUGAAAUUGCUGACAUCGGAGGUUGACGCUGAAGCCGAGAAAUGGGAUGAGUAUGCCGAGAAUGACAUUGUGAAAAGGGCAAAGGCAAUGUCUUCAAUGGCUUACAAUAUGUACCUAUUCACACGUGGUGAUGGACCAUUGCGAACGACACACGAUCUUUUCACACAGGCUGAAUUCUUUGCCGAGCAAGCGAACAAAAUGUACAAAACGGUGCGCGAGUUCAGCUAUGAGGUACCAGGCAGUGCUGAGAAGAGCGAAUUGUCAGCGAUUCUGGAGAAGAUUCCCGUUCACUGCCAGCAGCUACAAGUACUAGUGAAGAGUCCGACCGUCGGAAAAACAGCUACUUUCGGGAAGGUUGAUUCGGUGAUUCAAGAGACGAAAAAUUUGAUGAAUGAGAUCGCGAAACUUGUCACAGCUUCGUUCGUUUGCGCCACGAAGUACGAGAUCGAGUUCCGAGGCGGCUCGAUGCCACGAGUUGUGGGUGACGGCGAGAUGCGUACCUCUCGCGAGUCGACAAUGUGGCGACGCACCCCGUCGAUUCGACGCACCGCUCCACCAUCGAACUCCGGCUCAAACUUCAAUCUU
Molecule: messenger RNA, 2322 nt
Organism: Mesorhabditis belari
Lineage: Eukaryota; Metazoa; Nematoda; Chromadorea; Rhabditida; Rhabditidae
Source: the annotation of a GenBank genome assembly